Ornithorhynchus anatinus (platypus) is the source of this 540-nucleotide messenger RNA. RefSeq names its product proline-rich protein 9-like. The coding region runs from base 1 to 540 and encodes 179 amino acids. The transcript has a single exon. NCBI's taxonomy places the organism in Eukaryota, Metazoa, Chordata, Mammalia, Monotremata, Ornithorhynchidae. The record is from RefSeq and is a predicted model, not a curated record.
AUGCCUUUCCACGCUCAGCAACGCAAGCAACCAUGCCUGCCCCCUCCAUGUCUGCAGCAGCAGCAGGAACGACUGAAGAGCCAGGAAGCGUGCCCACCGCCUGCAUGCAAAGAGCAGGAGCCAGCCAAGUGCCAGGAUCUCUGCCCGCCUUUGUGCCAGGAGCAGGGCCCUGCUAAAUGUCCACCUGCAUGCCAGGAGCAGGGCCCAGUGAAGUGCCAAGAUCUGUGCCCACCUGUCUGCCAGGAGCAGGGCCCCGCAAAAUGCCAAGAUCUGUGUCCACCUCCGUGCCAGGAGCAGGGCCCCGCGAAAUGCCAGGAUCUGUGUCCACCUCCGUGUCAGGAGCAGGGGCCGGCGAAAUGCCCGGAUCUGUGCCCACCUGUCUGCCUGGAUCAGGGCCCGGCGAAAUGCCAGGAUCUGUGCCCACCUGUCUGCCUGGAGCAGGGCCCGGCGAAAUGCCAAGAUCUGUGUCCUCCAGAAUGCAAGGAACAAGGCUCGGUGAAAUGCCAGGAUCUGUGCCCUCCAAAGUGCCAGGGCAAGUAG